Salmo salar (Atlantic salmon) is the source of this 5314-nucleotide messenger RNA. RefSeq lists its product as uncharacterized. The record is from RefSeq and is a predicted model, not a curated record. Gene Ontology annotation, molecular function: RNA binding; poly(A) RNA polymerase activity. Gene Ontology annotation, biological process: mRNA stabilization. NCBI's taxonomy places the organism in Eukaryota, Metazoa, Chordata, Actinopteri, Salmoniformes, Salmonidae.
AGGCACCAUCUUAUGCUUAGUAGAAUGGUGCAAUCUGUGCCUUUGGUGUCUCUUGUGUUUCAGAGUUGACAUUGACAUCCCCUGAACUCAAUGUGAAUGAAUGAAUGAUAGUAUUUCUUCACUUGUUGUAAAAUGCAUUAGAAUCUUUCCCAUUGAACACACAUUUUGUGGCAUGAAAUUACCCAGCUUCUUCCAAAUACAAUAUUGUGUCCUUUUGCAGGUAAACCCAAGAUAAUGGAGCUCCAAAUGGAUAGAAGAUUCCACAACUUGACCCUGGAGCAAGUCCAGACUCUGGACCAGGUGUUGACAGAGGUGAUCCCCAUCCACGGCCGAGGGAACUUCCCCACCCUGGAGGUGAGACCCAAGGACAUCAUCCACGUAGUGAAGGACCGGCUUGUGGAGAGGGAGAUCAGGGUCAGGGACAUCCGCCUCAAUGGCUCCACCGCCAGCUAUGUGAUGGUCAGGGACAACGGCACAGGCUACAGAGACCUGGACAUCAUCUUUGGAGUGGAGCUGCCUAGACAGGAGGACUUCCAGGUUAUCAAGGAGGUGGUGCUGGGCAGCCUGCGUGACCUCCUUCCCCAUGGGGUCAACAGACGCAAGAUCACCUGCGUCACCAUGAAGGAGGCCUACGUACAGAAGAUGGUCAAGGUCUUCAAUGAGCACGACCGCUGGAGCCUAAUCUCACUGUCCAAUAACAGGGGUAAGACUGUGGGGCUCAGGUUCGUAAAUUCCCUGCGACGACAGUUUGAAUUCAGUGUGGACUCCUUCCAGAUUAUAUUGGACCAUAUGCUGGAGUCAUAUUGGGAGACUGAGAGGAGGCAAGGGGGUCAGUGUGAGGGAUUGGAGUUACAAAAUGGCAAUGUGUUAUAUCUAGAUAGAGGGGCAGAGAAAACCAUAAUGGAACCCCAGUACCCUUCCACCUCUGUGAAUCUAAAAGAAGAUAAAGACAAUGACUCAAUGAUGACACACUUCACUGACAGUCUGUGCCACAGUGAAGAGGUUAUUGUUCAAAAGGAAGAAUCAUCUCAUCUGAUGGAUGUGCAUGCAACUGGAAAGCAAGAGGAACAGGAAGUGUUAGAGAAAGCAGAGCUAGACCUGGGAUCUCUGGAGGAUGAGGAAGAGGUAGAAGAGGAGGUGGUGAUAACGGUUGAUACAGUAAAAAUACAAUUUGUUCAGAAUACAGAUUACCUCUCAGUUAUAUCCUCCAAAACAAUGACAGAAGAGAUGGAACCGCUGGUGCCAAAUACAUCUGUAGACCCUCAAAGUAACACAGAGGAGUCAUUGAUUUCUGAGUCAAAAGACAUCAAUCCAUCCCCCAUGUUGCUCACAGAGAACUCAGCACUGCAACAAGAGCAAACUCAACUUCAGGUGAUACUUCAAGCCACAUCCCAAGACUGCACUGCAGUCACACAAAACGUACACCUUGAACAUUCAUUCCUUCCCCCAGCCAAGAAAACCUGUGACACAUCCCAGCAAGUUGUCCCUGACUUUUGCCCCUCACCUAAAUCUCCAAGGAAGAUGUCACGAAAGAUGAGCAGCACUUCAUCACUCCCUGAAAAAUGGUCUUUGUUAAAAGAUCUGUCAGAUCUUACAACACAGCUGUUUGAGCCUAUAGAAAUACUCCCAACAAUACAACCAAAUCCCUCUCUAAUAGACACUGAUCAAGGCCAUUAUUCAUCCUCCUCAGGGUCCAGACAGAGGAACUCAGAGAGCACUAAAACACUCACAGAUCACCUUACUCCAGCUGUUUCAUCCCAAGAUAAAAACAUAUCACCCCACAACAUAGAACAAAUAGUCAGGCUGAAAUACUCAAAAAAGCCUCCCGACUCAGAACCUACUCAGGAAUCAGUGUCCCUUCAAACCACAGGGGACAGAGUCCCAGAGUCUGAGCCUGCUGCUGCUCAGGAACCAGGGCCACCAGAGACAACCACAGUCUUUCCAGGGCCAAGCUCGGCCUUAAAAGACAGGGUCAGCAUCACUGUGGUAGCAGAGUGCAUGUACGGUGACUUUCAGCAAGCCAUGGAUCACCUGCGCUUCCGACUCAUUGCCACACAUAACCCAGAGGAGAUCAGAGGAGGUGGGCUUCUGAAGUACAGUGACCUGCUCGUGAGGAACUUCAGGCCAGCCAGUGAGACAGAGAUCAAGUCCCUUGAGCGUUACAUGUGCUCCCGUUUCUUUAUUGACUUUCCUGACCUCAGCGAGCAGCAGCGCAAAAUCGAGGCCUACCUGCGCUGCCACUUUAUUGGCGAUGAGGAGACGAGCAAAUAUGACUUUCUGAUGACCCUGCGUCGGGUGAUAGAUGAGAGUACAGUGUGUCUGAUGGGACAUGAGCGGAGGCAGACACUCAAUAUGAUCACUGUCCUGGCUCUGAGGGUGCUGGGGGAACAGAAUGCCAUUCCCAAUACUGCCAACGUCACCUGCUUCUACCAGCCUGCACCUUACAUGGCUGACCCCAUAUUCAGCAGCUACUACAUUCCCCAGGCAGCACAGCCCCCCCUCCUUUACCACCCCUACCCUUUACAUGUCCACAUGCAGACCGGCCUGGUGUAGCCCCAGCAUGUGAGUGGGGGAGAGCAUGCGGGCUGCAUUCUAUAUGGUUCCACUCUGUAACCAGAGGCACAAAAUAGAUUUUAAAAAGAAAACAGGCUGCAUGAGUGCAGUUUGUUCAAUGCUUUGAAAAUACACUGCCUAUGAUGUAAGAGACAGUGGACACAGAAUAGGGAGGAUUGGAGUUCUUUAGAUAAAGGCCGGCCACCACGUCACCGUAAAAAAAAUAAAUAAUGUUUUGAAUGGGAGAGAGAAUAGCUGCGAGGGAAAAUGUCAGAGAGAAGGAACCGUUUACGUGGCUGUUUCAGCUGCAUCAGCAGGACAGGCAGGCUUUGGCCGUGUUCAAGAGCAUAACAUCUGUGAUGCAUUGUGGGUAAAUGUUGACUUAAUGAUUUACAAAUAAUAAUGAGUAGGUAUUUAUGAUGCAAAAUUAGUUGUAGAUCAGUCAUCAGCACUGUCGGCUGCAAUGUCAAACAAGUCCUUUGUCACCUUCCUGUGACGGGGGAUCCUAGAUUGUCAAUUAAUGAGAAAGUUGUUUAACAUGACAGAAAUACUGUAUGAAGUGUAGACCGAGCAUUUCUUAUGUUAUAAACUGCGUGGUUCGAGUCCUGAAUGCUGAUUGGCUAACAGCCAUGGUAUAUCAGACUGUAUACCACGGGUAUGACAAAACAUUUAUUUUUACCGCUCUAAUUACAUUGUAACUAGUUUAUAAUAGCAAUAAGGUACCUCUGGGGUUUGUGAUAUAUGGCCAAUAUACCACGGCUAAGGGCUGUGUCCGCAUUGCAUCGUGGCUAAGAACAGCCCUUUGCCGUGGUAUAUUGGCCAUAUACUACACCUCAGGCAAUAUUGCUUAAAUAUACCAUAGUGAGGUAGAUGAGGGUCAAGUAUGCUGCAGUGGAUGAAGUUAGAAACGCUUCAAAUUAAAAUUAGACAUAUCAUAUAGACAAAUCACAACACACAAUGUACAAAUGAGACAGUAUCUGAUCAAGCCUGCUAUGUUUUAGAGAACCUCAAUAUAGCGUCAGUCGUUCUUCAAUUUAAGUGAAUUAACUUUCUUGAAGUGAUCAUACUUGGUUUAAUAUUGUAUUGUAAUCACAAAUCUUGAUAUGACAUAAGCUGUGCUUAGGUAUUGGGAAAAUGUGGAGUUGAGUACAUAUUGAUUUGUUAUCUGGGUGUUAACAUUGUCUGAUUGCAUCCUUGGUGAAUGUUUUAGUGUCUAAUGAGUGACAACAGUAAUUUAUCAGGGCAGAAUCAGGGUCAUUAAGAUGAGAGAUUCCAAAGUGGUUUAAACUAUCACCCCUCAAUUCCUCUUAUGUGGUAGUAUUUACAGAUAGUUAUGUUGACCGUGUGCGACAAUGACACUCACAGCAAAUGUAGAUUCACUCAAUUGUCAUUUCCCAGCGUGUGGCAUUUGAUUGUAUAAGAUACACAAAAGAGGUACUGUAAAAGACCUACAACAUGUAUUUUCAGCACAGGCAUGGCAGUGAGUUACUUUAACAGGCAAUUGAAUCUGAAGCACAAUGUAAACGUACGCAACCUUAUUGUUGAUUAGUGAACUAUAGAUGUAGCGGAUGUAUUUGUGAUUAACCAAUUCAAUAUUGAUGAAAGUCUAAUGUAAAUGUAACUGCAGUAAUCUGGUACUUUCAUAUACCAUAGCUUUGAUUGUAAAUUGUAAUACAGUAAUCUGUUGGGAUUCUUUAGGUGAAAUGAUUUUGUGUCGAACUUGUUCUGGAGCUACUAGAGAAACAUGAAUUUUCAUGAUCUCUGUAUUCAUUUUCAAAAUUUGCUGAAUUUGUAUGGUCAUUUUGAUAAUAAACCUCACGCACUUAAAUAGCCUCAGAUUUCUUGCAUUCAGCCUCCAGACAGUGAUGCUGAUAGUAAUUUCCCUGGAGAAAAGUGGCUGGUUGAUGCUGAACGUAAUUAUCACGGCUUUCAGACACGUGCAAAGCUGAGGUGACUUCAACAUGCCAGGGGAAGUAACACACUUGGAUUUUAUAAUCCAAAUUGAUCAAUUUGCCUGCUUCCAUCCAGAACCUCAGGAUCACUGCAGUGCAGUCUCUCUGGGAGUGCUGAAGCGACAUGCAGCAGAGGAGCACCUAGUAUUGUUGCUAGCUUGCAAUCUAACUCACCUUUCCAAUCUCCAGUGCAUUAGCUACAUUGGUUGUCCAUAGCCCAGCUAGCUGAGUCACCUCUAUCACAAGGCUAACUGGCUGAAAACAAACCAACCAUACCACCACAUUUUUCCACUCUCCUCCUAGAUUCCAUACCCUAUCCAAUGCCUAGACUGCUGCUACUGCUGCUGCUACUUCUCCAAGGUAGAGCAGGCAACUCAGAGGGGAAAAUGGUGUGGUCAGGGACAGGUAGGUUUGACAUCACUGCAGAGAUAUGGUGCAUCUUUAUGACUCAUCAUGGCUCUUUGAAGGGGCAGCCAGAGAUGACUCACCAAGCCAGGGAUAGGUUUGAAACAGCCAGACAAGAGUGGCUAUAGUCAAAUUUACAGGGCCCGGGGAAGAGUGGCAGCUCAGUUUGUACCAAGUGUGUUGACUGGCAAUAUGUGCAAACCAUGUCGUGAUGACUCAAAUGAUAACACGUUGACAGCAAGGGGUUUAGGAAAACAAAUAUGGAGGUACAGGAGAAAAUGGCUGGAACACUUAGCUAGAGGAAAUGAGAAUUCACAGUCCGUCUUUCCAUGAGAAGUGACAGAACAUGUAAAUCAUGGUAAAACAUGUUUGUGUUUAUAGAAUGUGACUGAAUUAAACUGAAA